AUGUUUUUUUUUUUUGUUUUAGCAAGUACCAAUCUAGUCGGCAAAUUUACGCAAAGCGUUCGACGCAUCGUACAAGAUGUCAAAGACGAAGGCACUUCCAGUGGGCAAACUAAGGAAGAAGCCAUAGAAACGAAUGAGCGUCUGCGCGCAGUACGGAUACGUCUCGAUGAGAACUACGACACCGCGAAAAAGGCCUUGGUCACACUUAUGGCUCGAUACAACGAGUCCAAGGCAGAGCGGAACGUGUUUACCAGAUAUGCGCUAUUGAAGGCCAUGAUUAAGGAUGUCAUUCGUUUGGAAACUCAAUAUUGGUCACUGGUGGAAAUACCAAAACAAGAGAAGGCUGAAACGGUUCCGGCAUUCGUUCUUCGCGCAUGUGCUAUAAUGGAAAAAACGCAGAAGUCCGGAGAAGGUGUUAAGACUUCUUCUAAGCUGGCUGAAGAAGCUGCGGACCGGAAGGAGCGAAUAGAGCGCCUGAAUGAUAUGACAACUUCUCAAAUUGAAGCUGAGAAUACGCAGAUGACUAACGAUUUGUACCGUCUGCUGAAGAAAUAUACAGGAUUGAGGAAUCUAAUCAGGGAACUAAAGUCGGAGUACGUCAGCUCAAAGGUGUACCCGAUGUUCCCGAGAUAUACAAUGCUGAAGGACAUGAUCAAGGACAUUAUGCACGACCCCGAUUACAUGGAGGUCUGCCACGAGGUGGAUCCAUAG
Parnassius mnemosyne (clouded apollo) is the source of this 711-nucleotide messenger RNA. The record is from the annotation of a GenBank genome assembly. Lineage: Eukaryota; Metazoa; Arthropoda; Insecta; Lepidoptera; Papilionidae.